AUGCAUUUUCCUCAUCGCCAUCUAUCACGACAGACUAUCAACGAGAUAUCUCGAUCAUUAAAACCAGAUCCUGAUGUGGGUCUUUCGUUUCUUUAUCGUUCAUCAAGAGAAGGAACACGUUUAAGUUAUCCAUCAUUUCCAUCUUAUUAUUCAUUAACAUAUUUACACAUGCCAUUUUCAUCAAAAAAUAAUUCGCGUUCAACUCACUCCAAUUUUCAAAUUUUAUUAUAUAAUUUUCUUGAACGACCAGCUGGUGUCAAAUGUUUCGUCUAUCAUUUUACCGUAUUUGUAGCGGUGAUUGUUUGUCUUGUUUUAUCCGUGUUAACAACUAUUGACAAAUUUACUGCACGUUUAGAAUUAUAUGUUUAUUGGCUUGAAAUUUUUCUUAUUCUAUUCUUUGGUAUAGAAUAUUUUGCAAGACUUUGGUCAGCAGGAUGUCGAAGCAAAUAUAUGGGCAUAUCUGGACGUUUUCGAUUUGCUCGAAAACCCAUUGCUAUUGUCGAUUUAAUUGUUGUUAUUGCUUCAACAUUAAUGAUUACUUUAGCAUCCGAUCGUCAAGCAUUUGCUGCAUCAGCUAUACGUGGUGUAAGAUUUUUACAAAUUCUACGUGUAUUACAUGUUGAUCGACAUGGUGGUACAUGGCGUUUAUUAGGAAGUGUCGUUUAUAUUCAUCGACAAGAAUUAAUUACAACAUUAUAUAUCGGAUUUCUUGCGUUAAUUUUCUGUAGUUAUCUUGUUUACAUCGCUGAAAAAGGUGAAAUAGGUCCGGGAGAAUUACGCGGUGGAAAAGGUAAUGAUAGUAGUCAUUUUGAAUCAUAUGCUGAUGCAUUAUGGUGGGGUGUCAUAACAAUAACUACAAUUGGUUAUGGCGAUGUGUACCCAGUAACCUGGCUUGGAAAGAUUAUCGCUGCGUGUUUUGCUAUUUUUGCUAUAUCAUUCUUUGCAUUACCUGCCGGUAUACUUGGUUCUGGUUUUGCAUUGAAAGUUCAACAAAAACAACGUCAAAAACAUUUUUCUCGUCAAAUUCCAGCAGCAGCAACAUUAAUUCAAGCUGCAUGGCGUGUCUAUGCAAGUGCACCCGGUUCAACAUGUGUUGCCACAUGGAAUAUGUAUUUACGUGUUACUGAACAAAAUACAGUACCAUCAAAUAAUAAAACAUUCUCACCAAAUAAUCAAACAUUUAGUGAAAAAACCGCUGAAAAACUUCGAUAUUUACGUUUAUCAACUAGUCAUCGAAAAAAUCGUGCAAAAAGAAAUAGUCAAGUUCCUCCUUCACCUCAUUUAUUACAAUCACCUGAACUAAAUGAUACACGUGGUUCAACAUCAUCAACAUUGAAUACAACAGGUUUAGAAAAUAAUGAUCAUGAUGAUGAAGAUUUUGAAGAAGAGCCAAUUAAACUUUGUUCUCUAACUGAAGAUCAUAAAAGAAUGAUACGAUGUGUACGAAAAAUGCAAUUAAUUGUUGCUCGUAAUCGAUUUCAAUUAGCAAGAAAACCAUAUGAUGUACGUGAUGUGCUUGAACAAUAUUCUCAUGGACAUAUUAAUAUGAUGAUGAGAAUAAAAGAAUUACAACGAAAAAUUGAACAUACUAUUGGUAAACAAAUUACAGGAACAACUGACGAUCGUGCAAAAUCAACUGUUCUUGCACGAAUGCAACGUGUUGAAAAUACAAUUGUUGAUAUGGGACAAACUAUGGAAAAUAUAUUUAUAUUAUUAAAAACUGUUGAUGGUAAACUUGAUCAAUUAUCACCAACUAAUAAUACUAGCCGUUCAACGAGAGGAAUGAUAUCACAAAUGAACGUUAAAUUUUCUUCUGUACCGGAAAAAAUACCAUAA
Messenger RNA from Adineta steineri, 1836 nucleotides. The record is from the annotation of a GenBank genome assembly. Lineage: Eukaryota; Metazoa; Rotifera; Eurotatoria; Adinetida; Adinetidae.